AAGUUCUGGAAGACAGCGAAGCUACCGCCAUUUUGCAGGAAGAGGAACUGCUGGGGCGACAGUGCUGCUUUUACUACUGAGACUCUGAAGACAGCAGUGCUUCGCGCCCCGCAACAAACCCAAAGGAACAGAGAAGACCGGGACCCCCCCUCCACGGGGCCCCGGAACUGAUCUGCUGUGAUGGCUUCAGAUGACUUUGAUAUAGUGAUUGAGGCCAUGCUGGAGGCUCCCUAUAAAAAAGAGGAGGAUGAACAGCAAGGGAAGGAGGUUAAAAAGGACGACCAUAGUAACACCAGCAGCAGCAACAGCGGCAGUGGGAGCAGCACCGGUGGGGAGGCAAACAAGAAGAAGAGGAGUCGGAGCCAUAGUAAAAGCAGGGAUAGAAAGCACAGUCGUAGUCAAGACCGGGAUCGGCACAGAUGGAGAAACAGUCGCAGCCGAAGUCGAGAUCGGCAGCAUCGUCACCGUAGCCGUAGCUGGGAUCGUCGACACAGUAGUGAGUCCCGAAGUCGGGAUCCGCGUCGUGAGACUCGUGUGCACUACAGGAGCCCACCACUUGCCACUGGGCGAAGGUAUGGACACAGUAAGAGCCCUCAUUUCAAAGAGAAGAGCCCCGUCAGGGAGCCAAUUGAUAAUCUGAGUCCUGAGGAGCGUGAUGCCCGAACAGUUUUCUGUAUGCAGUUAGCUGCCCGCAUUCGGCCUCGAGACCUGGAGGACUUUUUCUCUGCUGUUGGCAAGGUUCGUGAUGUACGUAUCAUCUCAGAUCGCAACUCACGUCGUUCUAAGGGCAUUGCCUAUGUGGAAUUCUGUGAAAUCCAGUCUGUGCCACUGGCCAUUGGGUUGACUGGGCAGCGGCUGCUGGGGGUCCCUAUCAUUGUACAGGCCUCACAGGCUGAGAAAAACCGACUGGCAGCCAUGGCCAACAACCUGCAGAAGGGCAGCGGUGGACCAAUGCGCCUCUAUGUGGGCUCCCUGCACUGUAAUAUCACUGAGGACAUGCUCCGGGGCAUCUUUGAGCCCUUUGGCAAAAUUGAUAAUAUUGUCCUGAUGAAGGACUCAGAUACAGGACGCUCUAAAGGUUAUGGUUUCAUUACGUUCUCUGACUCCGAGUGUGCCCGACGGGCUCUUGAACAGUUGAAUGGCUUUGAGCUUGCUGGCCGACCUAUGAGGGUUGGCCAUGUGACUGAGCGACUGGAUGGUGGCACAGACAUCACUUUUCCUGAUGGAGACCAGAAGCUGGAUCUGGCAUCAGCAGGUGCACAUUUGCAGCUCAUGGCCAAAUUGGCAGAAGGCUCUGGAAUCCAGCUGCCAACCACAGCUGCUGCUGCUGCUGCUGCCGCCGCUGCCCAAGCGGCUGCUUUGCAGCUGAAUGGAGCAGUUCCCUUGGGGGCCCUAAACCCAGCAGCUCUGACUGCUCUGAGUCCAGCCCUGAACCUUGCCUCUCAGGCAGUCGCCUCCCAGUGCUUCCAGCUUUCCAGCCUUUUUACCCCCCAGACCAUGUGAGUCUCAGGACCUUGCUUAUUUUAGUCUCUGGUUAUUUUUUUUGUUUGGCUUCUUCUCCUUGCCCCAGGUAAAUCAGUGGCACAGUACAUUGUCUCCCUGUGCCUUUGGGUCCUGCCACUCCCUUUUUCAUAUCUACCCUUCUAUGGCCCCUUCUCUCCAUUUUGUGGACCAAGCCAUCCUGAGGCCAUGGACAUUAAUCCUGGGGGAAUUGGUGCCACCCUUAAAACACCGAGAAGAGCUCCUGCCCCAUGGCCCCACUGGGAAUGGACUUUGCUGAGCAACCACUGGUUGAAGAGAAUUAUUGAACACUUGUUUCUCUGUGUGUAUCAUCUCCUGGGAUGAUCUUCAUUGCCCUUUCCAACCAUCUCUCAGUGAUUCCUCAAUUCCUCCUCUGUUGGGAAGGCCAUAGGGCAUUAACUGAAGGAACUGACUUCUUUUUUUUUUUUUUUUUUCCUAUACCUUUACCUUACGGUUUUGUCAAGGAAAAACCCUUAAGCUCUCUGGUCUAAGAGGACAUUGGAGUUUGGGGGGGGUGAACCUUGAAGGUGCUGGCUUGCUGCUGCAGGGGCCCUGGAAAAUAGCUUGGACAUGUAUGUGCAUUGUAAAGCCUGCCUUAGACCUCAGCUUGGGGCCAGAACUACUGUGGGCUCAGCAUCUUGCUUGGAGCUGUAGAAAUGAUCUUUGCUGCCAGGCAUUUUGGAUAUCUUAGGGGCAUUCAGGAGUUUAGCAAAAGAUGGGGUACCUUUCCAGUAUCUUCCAUCUUCCUUUGUAUAGUUAGUUGUCCUUCCUCCCAGGUCCUUCCUUAGGUCCAGGGUAGGAGAAUGGUGGAGAGGCUGCUACUCUCCACCACUUCCUAUGUGCCUCUACUGUGGGCUCCUCCCCAGCUGUUAAAGCUGCUCUUGUCCCCUACUUGGACACACAUGAGCCCUUCUCACUGGAUUUUUAUACCCUUGUGUCUGUGUACAUAAAUAUACAUACAUAUAUAUAUACACACACACAUAUACACACAUGCAUACAUAUAAACUUUGUACAAAAGGCAAGCCUUGCUGUUGUGGCUGCUGCCCAUAUGUGUGUGGUCUCAGUCAGUUGUGUCUGAUGUUAACUUCUAAUGAGCUAAAACCAUGAAUGGUUCUAGGGAUAUAAAACAUUUGUAAUAUCA
This is a messenger RNA of Miniopterus natalensis, 2662 nucleotides long. RefSeq names its product RNA binding motif protein 23 (gene RBM23). Gene Ontology annotation, cellular component: nucleus. The record is from RefSeq and is a predicted model, not a curated record. Gene Ontology annotation, biological process: mRNA processing. Lineage: Eukaryota; Metazoa; Chordata; Mammalia; Chiroptera; Miniopteridae. Gene Ontology annotation, molecular function: RNA binding.